Dioscorea cayenensis subsp. rotundata (Guinea yam) is the source of this 1607-nucleotide messenger RNA. Its product is annotated as tryptophan--tRNA ligase, cytoplasmic. The coding region runs from base 76 to 1296 and encodes 406 amino acids. Gene Ontology annotation, molecular function: tryptophan-tRNA ligase activity; ATP binding. The record is from RefSeq and is a predicted model, not a curated record. Lineage: Eukaryota; Viridiplantae; Streptophyta; Magnoliopsida; Dioscoreales; Dioscoreaceae. Gene Ontology annotation, cellular component: cytoplasm. The transcript has 12 exons. Gene Ontology annotation, biological process: tryptophanyl-tRNA aminoacylation.
UCACCUGCCAAACCCUAACCCUAACUCCACUUUCCGCCCCAAAACCCUAGCUUUGCACAAUUGGAAGCAUCUCCAAUGGCGGAAGAGAAGGUCUCCAGCACUGGAGAGGAGGAUUCUCAGGUGGUGAACCCGUGGGAGGUGACGGCCAAGGAUGGCGAUAAGAUUGACUACGACAAGCUCAUCGAGCAAUUCGGCUGCCAGCGACUCGGCGCUGACCUCGUCCAACGCGUCGAGCGCCUCACCGGCCGCCCAGCCCACGUAUUCCUCCGCCGCGGCGUCUUCUUCGCCCACAGGGAUUUUGAUGAGAUUCUUGAUUUGUACGAGAGAGGAGAGAAGUUUUAUCUCUAUACGGGGAGAGGCCCGUCGUCGGAGGCUCUGCAUUUUGGCCAUUUGAUCCCUUUCAUGUUCACCAAGUAUUUGCAGGAUGCAUUCAAAGUUCCUCUUGUGAUACAACUCACUGAUGAUGAGAAGUGCAUGUGGAAGAACAUCUCUAUUGAAGAAAGCAAAAGACUUGCUCGAGAAAAUGCGAGGGAUAUCAUUGCUUGUGGUUUUGAUGUCACAAGAACUUUCAUUUUCUCUGAUUUUAAUUACCUUGGCGGCAAAUUUUAUGAGAACAUGGUCAAAGUUGCAAACUGUGUCACCUUCAAUAAAGUUGUUGGAAUAUUUGGCUUCACACGUGAAGAUCACAUUGGAAAAAUCAGCUUUCCGCCUGUGCAGGCAGUCCCCUCAUUUCCAAGUUCAUUUCCUCAUCUCUUCGCUGACAAAAAUAAUAAAGUUAAUGACAACCUCCGCUGCUUGAUACCCUGUGCAAUAGAUCAGGAUCCAUACUUCCGAAUGACUCGCGAUGUUGCUCCAAGGAUAGGCUACCAGAAACCUUCAUUAAUUGAAUCAACUUUUUUCCCAGCCCUUCAGGGAGAGAAUGGAAAAAUGUCGGCUAGUGAUCCAAAUUCUGCCAUUUAUGUAACAGAUUCUCCAAAGGACAUAAAGAACAAGGUGAAUAGGUAUGCUUUCUCUGGUGGACAGGACAGCAUUGAGAAGCAUAGGAAAUUGGGAGCAAAUUUGGAGGUUGAUAUUCCGGUCAAGUACCUCAGUUUUUUUCUUGAUGAUGAUGCAGAGCUUGAACAUAUAAAGGAGGAAUAUGGUUCUGGUCGGAUGUUGACAGGCCAAGUUAAGGCACGCCUUAUUGAAGUUCUUUCAGAAUUGGUGGAAAGACAUCGCAGAGGCCGGGCGCUGGUGACUGACGAAAUGGUUGAUGCAUUCAUGGCUGUGAGACCACUCCCCUUCAUGUUCAGCUAAAAUAGAGCAUCAAAUAGAACCAGGUUCUCUCCCUUUCUUUGUUCAUAGACUUUGGAUCAAAGAAACUUAAUUUAUUGUGAAUGUGAUUCAUUUUUUUCUUAAUUUUAUGGGAAGUCAUUUUGUAGGUGAAUAAUUUUGUAUAACAUAAAACUUUAAAAUGGAUGAAGUAAUGGUCAUAGAAAUUAAGUAACACUUAUUUAUUUCACCAGCAAUGCUUCUCAUUUGGUUAAAUGAGACCAUUAACCAACCGAGAAACUGACAGUUGAGUAUGUAUUUUGUUGAAAUUAUUGCUUUUGUUCAUGGAAUUUGAA